Molecule: messenger RNA, 990 nt
Organism: Closterium sp. NIES-65
Lineage: Eukaryota; Viridiplantae; Streptophyta; Zygnematophyceae; Desmidiales; Closteriaceae
Source: the annotation of a GenBank genome assembly
AUGGGUGGCGGCGGAAUGAGUAGCGGUGGAAUGGGUGGCGGUGGAAUGGGUGGCGGUGGAAUGGGCGGAGGCGGAAUGGGCGGCGGCGGAAUGGGCGACGGCAGAAUGGGCGGCGACAGAAUGGGCGGCGGCGGCACUGGUAGCGGCGGAAUAGGCGGCGGCGGAACUGGUGGCGGCGGAAUGGGCGGCGGCGGAAUGGGUGGCGGCGGAAUGGGCGGCGGCGGAAUGGGCGGUGGUAGAAUGGGCGGCGGCGGCAUUGGUGGCAGCGGAAUGGACGGCGGCAGAAUGGGCGGCCGCGCAAUGGGCGGCGGCGGAAUGGGCGGUGGCGGAAUGGGAGGGGGCAUGGGCGGACCUGGUUCCUCUGCUCCAGGUUCGCAAUCAGCCAUGGGUCCUGGGGGAAACAUGGGUGGCGGCGGAAUGGGCGGCGGCGGAAUGGGUAGCGGCGGAAUGGGCGGAGGCGGCAUGGGUGGCGACGGAAUGAGCGGCGGCGGAAUGAGUGGCGGCGGAAUGGGCGGCGGCAGCAUGGGUGGCGGUGGAAUGGGCGGCGGCGGAAUGGGCGGCUGCAGAAUGGGCGGCGGCGGAAUGGGCGGCGGCGGAAUGUGCGGUGGCGGAAUGGGUGGCGGCGGAAUGGGCGGCGGCGGAAUGGGCGGCGGCAUGGGCGGACCUGGGUCGUCUGCUCCCGGAUCACAAGGAGCCAUGGGUCCUGGGGGAAACAUGGGCGGCGGCGGCAUGGGGUCGCAGGCAGCACCCGGCCAGGGUGGACCUGGGAUGGGCGGAGGGAUGGGCGGAGGGAUGGGCGGAGGGAUGGGGGGAGGGAUGGGCAGAGGGAUGGGCGGAGGGAUGGGGGGAGAGAUGGGCGGAGGGAUGGGGGGAUGGAUGGGGGGAGGGAUGGGGGGAGGGAUGGGGGGAGGGAUGGGCGGAGGGAUGGGCAGAGAAAUGGGCGGAGGGAUGGGCGGAGGGAUGGGCGGAGGGAUGGGCGGACCGUAUUAG